AUGACAUCUUUGCCUUCUUGUUCUCGCACAAUUCUGUCUUUGUUUCAUAAUUUAUCGAUAAAUUCAAGAAAAUUCGAUCAGAUAUUCUUUAAAAAAAAUUUAAUUGGAAAACAUUUCUUAUGUACUGUUUCGGAAGGUACAAUAAUUUUUGAUCGUGAAACGAAGAGAAUUCAACGCAAUAGAGCUGCUCAAUUGGAUGAUUAUGAUGUUUGCCAGUAUGUUAAAGAUGAAAUAGCUUAUCGUGUAGCUGAUAAGGUAUUCGAUUUAACCAAAUUCAACGAUAUUUGCAUUGAUAUCGGAUGUGGUAGUGGCCAUAUUGCGACGAAUUUGAUUAAGGAAAAUGUGGGUGUUAUUAUUCAAUGUGAUAUGAGCGCAGGACUGAUAAGACGAAGUAGAGGUGCAGCUGAUCCUGAAGUACCUGUUUUGAGUGUCAUUGCAGAUGAAUCAAUGGCACCUUUCCGGGAAAAGUCAGCUGAUUUGGUGGUAUCCAGCCUUAGUGCCCAUUGGAUUAACGACCUAGAGAAAUGGUUUUCGCGUUGUUUAUCGAUCCUUCGUCCUGAUUGUCCACUUAUUGGUGCUAUGCUAGCUAAUGAAACAUUGUAUGAACUUCGAAUAGCCUUACAGUUAGCUGAAAUGGAGAGAUUGGGCGGCAUUGGUUUGCAUAUUUCACCGUUUGUUAGAGCAGAUGAUGUGGGAUCGUUAAUGAGUCAGGCUGGUUUUGGAAUGAUUACAUUGGAUACGGAUGAGCUGACGGUUGGUUAUCCGAAUAUUUUUGCUUUACUCUAUGAUUUACAAGGUAUGGGUGAAUCGAAUGCACUGCGAAAUCGAUCAGCACAUAUUAGAAAAGAUAUUCUUAUAGCUGCUGAUACUAUUUAUAGGUCAAUGUUUUCUCGUGAUGAUGCGCCAUGUCCAGCAACUUUUCAGAUUGUUUCAUUUAUUGGUUGGCGUCCCGGUCCUUUAAUGCCAAAACCAGCUAAACGUGGCUCACAGAAGGCAUCAUUCAAAGAUAUUAGCAAAUUUGUUGAAGGAAAAGUGUCAUUUCCAGAUGAUCAUAAUCCGAAAAUAGGGAAAGAGUAA
This is a messenger RNA of Brugia malayi, 1077 nucleotides long. RefSeq names its product LD45826p, putative. Gene Ontology annotation, cellular component: mitochondrion. The coding region runs from base 1 to 1077 and encodes 358 amino acids. NCBI's taxonomy places the organism in Eukaryota, Metazoa, Nematoda, Chromadorea, Rhabditida, Onchocercidae. The record is from RefSeq and is a predicted model, not a curated record. The transcript has 6 exons. Gene Ontology annotation, biological process: mitochondrial respiratory chain complex I assembly. Gene Ontology annotation, molecular function: S-adenosylmethionine-dependent methyltransferase activity.